Molecule: messenger RNA, 1101 nt
Organism: Rotaria socialis
Lineage: Eukaryota; Metazoa; Rotifera; Eurotatoria; Philodinida; Philodinidae
Source: the annotation of a GenBank genome assembly
AUGAUUUUUGUCAGAAAAGUGCCGUUUAAAUCAAAAACAUACUUUUGCGUAGGAAGUUUAUCUGUGAUUAUAAUAACUAUUGUUGCAACUACAAUAAUAAUAAAACAGCUAUCAAGAUGUUUGUUUUCUGUUAAUUCGAAAAAUCAAUCGAUUUCACAGCAACAUCAUGCAACUUGUAUUGUAUAUGUUGAGAACAGUGCUGGUCGACUAGGUAAUCGAAUGUUUAUGGUCGCUAGUGCUUAUGGUCUUGCUCGUCUUCAUUCGUGUCAUUUGUAUUUUACACCAGUAAUAAUCGAUGAAAUAAAUGCAGUAUUUAUUUUUGACCUUUCUUCUCUUCUUAUUUCAACUACCAAGUUUAACUCAAUCAUCAACAGUACUGCAAAAACUUUGAAUAGAAUAAUUAAGAGUGUUGGUUGUCAAUAUAUUCUUGAAUUAACACGCCCGAAUGCUAUUUCUCCAGGAAAUAUAUUUGAACUGCAAGGUUAUUGGCAAUCAUAUCUUCAUUUUUUGAAAUAUAGCGAUGAGCUGAGAAAUCAUAUUUUUGUUGCGCGACAACCAAUAAUUGAGAAAGUCUCAAAGUUAUUUAUUGAUAUUUAUCAGCAACAGUUUAAAUUCAGUCCUCAUUUUUCAUUUGACAAUCAACAAUUAUUUAAAAAACAAUUAGUUCAAUCGAACUGGACAACAUGGAUCGGAAUUCAUAUACGUCGUUCAGACUUCCUCGGUGAAAAUUAUUCUUCAUCCGACGAAUAUAUUUUUUCUGCUGUCGAAUAUUACAAACAACAUUAUUCGAACCCGUAUUUUAUAGUCGCUAGUGAUGAUAAAAAAUAUUGUAAAAAUCUAUUUCGUAACAAAAAAAAUAUUUUUCUCACGCCAGAAUCAUUCUCUGUGGGUGAUGAUUUAACAGCAUUAUCACUCUGUGAGCAUUCUAUCAUAACUGGUGGAACAUUUGGAUGGUGGGCAGCUUAUCUUGCUAAUGGCCAAGUGAUUCAUGAUAAAGUAUAUCCAUCUGGAUGCGGACGACGUGAAUAUUACUAUCCAUCAUGGUUUAUGAUAGACGGAUAUGUACGAGCGUAUAAGAAUAGUAAUAAUACUUUGCGCUGA